Molecule: messenger RNA, 2109 nt
Organism: Kazachstania africana CBS 2517
Lineage: Eukaryota; Fungi; Ascomycota; Saccharomycetes; Saccharomycetales; Saccharomycetaceae
Gene: GAL10
Product: bifunctional UDP-glucose 4-epimerase/aldose 1-epimerase
Exons: 1
Coding region: 1-2109 (702 amino acids)
Biological process (GO): beta-D-galactose catabolic process via UDP-galactose, Leloir pathway
Cellular component (GO): cytosol
Molecular function (GO): UDP-glucose 4-epimerase activity; carbohydrate binding
Source: RefSeq, a predicted model, not a curated record
AUGACUUUAAAUGAAUUUGGUUCUUCAAACGGUAAAACAGUUUUAGUUACCGGUGGUGCCGGUUACAUUGGUUCACAUACGGUUGUAGAACUUAUUGAGAAUGGAUACGACUGUGUAAUCGUCGACAAUUUAUCGAAUUCUUCAUAUGAAUCUGUUGCAAGAUUAGAAGUUUUAACUAAACAUCACAUUCCGUUCUACCAUGCUGAUUUAUGUGACCAUGAAAAGUUAGAGACAGUAUUCAAGGAAAAUAAGAUUGACUCAGUUAUUCAUUUCGCUGGUUUAAAAGCUGUUGGUGAAUCCACUCAAAUCCCAUUAAAAUAUUACCACAACAAUAUCUUGGGUACUUUAGUCCUUUUGGAAUUGAUGCAGAAGUAUGAUGUCGAAAAAUUCGUUUUCUCCUCCUCUGCUACUGUAUACGGUGAUGCUACAAGAUUCCCUGAUAUGAUUCCAAUCCCAGAAGAAUGUCCAUUAGGUCCAACAAACCCUUACGGUAACACCAAAUACACUAUUGAAAAGAUUCUAAAUGAUUUAUACAACAGUCAAACCGAUCUUUGGAAGUUUGCCAUUUUACGUUACUUCAACCCAAUAGGUGCACAUCCAUCUGGUUUAAUUGGUGAAGAUCCAUUAGGUAUUCCAAACAACUUAUUACCUUACAUGGCGCAAGUGGCUGUUGGUAGACGCGAAAAAUUAAAUAUCUUCGGUAACGAUUACGAAACUAGAGAUGGUACUCCAAUCAGAGAUUACAUCCACGUCGUCGAUUUGGCCAAGGGUCACAUUGCAGCUUUGAAGUACUUAGACAAUCAUGAAAAUAAGAAUAAGACUGGUAUCUGCCGUGAAUGGAACUUGGGUUCUGGUAAAGGUUCUACCGUUUUUGAAGUUUACCGUGCUUUCUGUGAUGCCUGUGGUGAAGAUAUCCCAUACGAAGUUACUGGUAGAAGAGCUGGUGAUGUCUUAAACUUAACCGCUAAGCCAGACAGAGCUAAGGAAGAACUACAGUGGCAAACGGAGUUGGAUGUUGAAGUCGCUUGCCGUGACUUAUGGAAAUGGACCACUGAUAAUCCAUUCGGUUAUCAGUUGAAUGGUAUUGAAUCUACCUUUGCAAGUCCAGAAAACAAAUACAAUGCUAGAUUUGUUACGAUCGGUGCUGGUUCCAAGUUUCAAGCAACUUUAGCGAACUUAGGUGCUACUAUAGUAGACAUGAAGGUUGAUGGACAAUCUGUUGUUAUAGGUUAUAAAGAUGAAGCUGGCUACAAUUGCGGUCCAAGCUCAUGUUAUAUUGGUGCUACUAUUGGUAGAUAUGCUAAUCGUAUCGCACAUGGUAAAUUCCAAAUGAACGGUGAAAAGUAUAACUUAACUAUUAAUAAUGGUGUUAACACAAACCAUGGUGGUCUUGGCUCUUUCCAUAUCAAGAGAUUCUUAGGUCCUUUAGUCAAGAAUCCAUCUAAGGGUGUAUACACAGCUGAAUAUAUGCUCAUUGAUAAGGAUCAAGACACUGAAUUCCCAGGUGAUUUAGAAGUUGAUGUUUUAUAUACCUUAAAUGUCGAAGAGAAGUCUUUAAAGAUUGAAUACCAUGCUACAGUAGACGGUAAGGCAACCCCACUCAACAUGACUAACCACACAUACUUCAACUUGAAUAAGGUCAAUAAUCCAUACAUCACUGGAACAGAAUUACAAGUUAUUAAUGACAGAUCCAUUGAUGUGGAUGAAAACACAAUUCCAACAGGUAAGAUCAUCACAAGAGAAAUAAAAACAUUCAAAGAUGAACAAGCUACAAUAUUAGGUCCUCAAGAACCCAAGUAUGACCAUUGCUAUGUUGUCGAUGAACACAAGGUUCCGGCUGGCCCAGAUACCAUUAAAGACGGUACCUUGACUGUUGUUGCAAGAGCAUACCAUCCUGAAUCUAAAAUUGGUUUAGAAGUCUCCACAACCGAACCUUCUUAUCAAGUUUACACUGCAGACUGGUUAGAGGCUGGCUACUUGCCAAGACAAGGUUUCGCCGUUGAACCAGGUAGAUAUGUUGAUGCUGUUAACGACGAAAGAUACAAGAGAUGUGUUACCUUGAAUCCUGGUGAAACCUUCGGCUCUGAGAUUGUCUUUAGAUUUUACUAA